CAUCUUCACUUCUUUACGAGGGUUUCUGCAUUCAAAUGGGAUACCGUGCAUGACCGCUUGAUGAAUUGAUGACACUCCUUCUAGAAAUACUCUUGGUUCCUGUUUCCCACUUUUCAGCAACCGACGAAACGCCUCGGCUAAUACACACGAUCCCGUCUCGACUACCACUGGGGGUGAACAACCGAGUCUGGCUUUUCGAUCAGGUCCUUCGUUGUCAUCUUUGAGUGCAAUACCUGAGUACAAUAUUGCAUUCUCCCGCCGAAGACUACGGUUCCACGACGCGUCUCGAAAUCCUCCAACUCCCCCGCCGACCCAGAUGCCCUUGUUGAUCUCAACGUGGCUAUGAUGCAUGUCUCGGAUGAGGAGGAAGUGAUGGAUGUAGACGCCCAGGAGCCCCAACGAUCGCGGCACACAGAUAUGACACAAAACCAGAGACCUCGAAGCAGAGGAGCACCGGGGUUCCCCAAGGACGUCGAAAGCAACGCAUUGCUAGGGCAGCUCUCAUUUGCACCAGCAACCCAAACGACUGUUGUUACCACAACCACGACCACGACCACGAAGUUUCCGCCCUUUUUGAUGCGGCCUCCUCGUCGAAUGCAGGAGCUCGAUUUGAAGCAAUAUCCACUAGCAGCAAGUCCCACACCUGCCAGCCUCAAGAAGAUACAUUUCGAGAUAGAAGGGAGACAUACAAUAUUCAGCGAGGCAAAUGACACAUCGAUUGCAUUAGAACAGUUGGAGAGAGAGCAGCGAAUGCUUGGGGAUGCCAAUGGCAGAAUACAGACGAUCCAAACAUCUCAGCCCUGGUCGGAGACACCACACAACGAAGAACGCCUGACGUCGUUUCAGAGACAAGCAGAAAAGCGGCCAGCGUCACCAGAGUCCAUCAGCGGCGACGAGGAACAUGCACAUCUCCAGGGGCCAGCCUUUGCAUCCAGCAACCGUGGUGCUUCUGUACAACCCAGCAACAAACGCGAACGACCCAGCAUGCGGCUGUUGUCAAGACCACACGAUUUGCACAUCUCGAAUCCAGUUACUCCAGAGAGUAUACCGAAACCAUCCCGACACAGAAGAGUCAGCCGCGAGCGAGCCAGCGCCACGCGGCACAUGAGCUCCGGACUUCUUCCAUCGCCAAAUAUGGACCUGCAACACACGUUCCACAACACACAAUCAUUCACCCCGAGAACAAGCCAACAUGCUUCCAUGUCUUUAGACGAUAGUGCCGGUAUGACACUCGAAGAGACGAUCCUUGGACGAGACCUGAGACGAGGUUCUUCUCAAGACACUGCGGUCCCAACACCGCCAAUUGAUGAAGAUGGUCAGGUGCCUGGCCCCCGACCUCUUAGUCGUACAGCAUUGUCUUCUGUACCCGCAAGACUUCAUGUCGCAGAAAGUCCAUCUGGGCAGGAUGGCUCUUUGCCUAGUCCGUCGUUGUCUCCUGUGACGGCCGCUGCCACUCUACAACACUCUGGCUACUUCGCAGACAUUGACUCAAACUCCGAAGUAGCUUCUCAGCAGGACGUGAUGGCAGGCAUGACUGUCCGGGAACGAUCACUGACAUCUUUACCACCUUCCAACCCCACCGUAGACCACGUCUCCCAAUAUGGACAAAGCCGUCUCAACCGUUUCCGAGGCCGUUCAAUUUCCGACAUUCCUGCCAUGCUGGACUAUUUUGAAGCCAUACCCAACGAGUUAAAGAGCUAUGUUAUGCACCAACUUCUGCGAAGGUGCCCCAAACCCACCCUUCAAGUUGUUGCAGAUGCUGUAAAUCCGGCUCUGAAGUGUGAUUUCCUCGCCAUAUUACCACCUGAACUGGGCCUUAACAUUUUGAAAUAUCUCGAUCUGAAGAGUCUUUGCAGGGCGGCACAAGUAUCUAAGAAGUGGCGGCAAUUGGUCAACGGUGAUGAGAGGGCAUGGAAAGAACUGUUUGACGCCGAUGGCUAUACUCUACCUGAGGGUGAACUACAGCGAGCCAUCACCGAAGGUUGGGGCUGGCAGGAUCCGGUUGGGCCGGCAGGUUAUGAAGAAAACCUCAGCUCCUCAUCCAGUUCAAAGUCCGACAACGAGGCUAUUGUGUCCUUGCCAUCGUCGCCCCAAGGACAAAACAGAUUCAACGGUAUUCUUCGACGUUCCAAGCGCAAGGCUGCGACGAUGUUGUCCAACCGCAACAAACAGCUGAAACAUAUGGGAUCAUCACGCGAAGCAUCAAUUGACGUCACCCUUGACUGGAUGAGCCAAGCAUCAAAUGCCGAAGGUCCAUACCAUGCUGCAAAUGCUGCUCUUUCGGCUCUUCCACAACCCAACGUUGGUUUGCCAAGUUUGCGGGGUCUUCAUCUCUACAAGUCGCUUUACCGGAGGCACCAUCUAAUCCGAAAGAACUGGAUGUUCGAGGAAACAAAACCGCAGCAUAUCGCCUUCCGUGCGCACGACACCCACGUCGUCACUUGUCUGCAAUUCGACACCGACAAGAUCUUGACUGGAAGUGAUGACAACAACAUUAACGUCUAUGAGACCAGAACAGGCGUCUUGAAGGCUAUCUUGACUGGUCAUGAGGGUGGAGUGUGGGCUUUGCAAUAUGAGGGAAAUACUCUCGUUUCUGGCUCAACUGAUCGAUCAGUCCGAGUAUGGAACAUCGCUGAAGGGCGGGAGACUCAGGUUUUCCGAGGUCACACAUCGACUGUGAGAUGCUUGCAGAUCGUGACGCCCGUCAAGGUUGGCGAGAGUGCUGAAGGCAGGCCAAUCAUGAUGCCAAAGCAACCACUCAUCAUCACUGGUUCUAGGGACUCCACGCUGCGUGUUUGGAAGUUGCCCAGGGCAGACGACCCUGUCUUCAUCCAGGCAGAGAACGAGACCGAUGCUGAUGACUGCCCCUAUUUCGUGCGAAUACUGACUGGACAUCAACACUCGGUCAGAGCAAUUGCCGCUCAUGCUGAUACUUUGGUAAGCGGUAGCUACGACUGUACCGUCCGUGUAUGGAAGAUCUCUACUGGUGAGACUGUUCAUCGUCUUCAGGGUCACACUCAGAAGGUGUACAGUGUAGUCUUGGAUCAUGACCGCAAUCGCUGUAUCAGUGGCUCGAUGGACAACAUGGUCCGCAUCUGGGAUCUGCACACCGGGUCUCUUAAAUAUACCUUGGAAGGCCACACCUCUCUGGUCGGGCUGCUCGACUUGAACUGUGACAAACUCGUCUCAGCGGCUGCUGAUUCUACCUUGAGGAUAUGGGACCCAGAAAAUGGUCAGUGCAAAGCUACACUGAGCGCACACACAGGAGCAAUUACCUGCUUCAAACACGACGGGCAGAAAGUAAUUAGUGGCUCCGACCGCACCUUGAAGUUAUGGAACAUCAAGACUGGGGAGUGCAUAAAAGAUCUACUCUCGAACCUCAGCGGUGUCUGGCAAGUCAAAUUCAAUGAACGACGCUGUGUCGCCGCAGUGCAGCGUGAUGGGUUGACUUAUAUCGAGGUAAGCCUGCAUUGCUCGAAUCUCCCUUUCAAGCUAACGAUUCUGGAUAGGUUCUCGACUAUGGAGCAGCCCGCGACGGCAUUCCCCCCCAUAACCUUGGCCGACGCAUUGUCGUCGACGAGUCGGGGUUCGAGACCCGCAUCGAUGAUGACUACCUGGAGGAUGGAGCCGGAGACGUAUGAACUCGUGUGCUCUAAGGGACCGAGGCGGACAUUUCAGAUUCCCUAACACGAAGAAACACUACCAUCAUGCAGCUUCUGGCCCUGAUUUCCUUUUCCAAGGCGGGACCAGACGAUCCUCACUAUCUUCCUCCAAGCCUGAGAAAUGUUUCAUUCUGGCACGACUACGACUGACGCCUCUUGCUUUACGACUUUUGACGACCUUGAUUGACUUCUUGUGGCUUAACGACAAAUCAUAUCGUGAUGCACAGCUGCCAACAUAGCCGAUAUCAAUACCCCUUGACGAAUGAAUGCAUUCUGGUGCGAGCUGAUCCUUUUCUUGUUUAUGCAUAACUCACUUCCAAAGUUGGAAGAUGAGCAGACGUGGGCUCAUAUGCAGGGGUCUGCUAGUGGUUUCUUCGGUCAUUUGCUCUGUGAUGGGGGCGGGCUGGGCUUUUUGCACUUUUAAGAAAGAAAGAAAAGGCAUAGACUCCCAACGACACCAGAUCGAACUGCAAGACUUGUUUAGUUACACAGUGGCUUGUUCAUUUUGCUUAGCCGCGUUUUUCCACUUCUUUGUAAGAGAGGAAAAAGAAAGGCACGACAUGUACAUACUCUGUGUUUUUUCUCUUCUCUAUUGACAGCCUGAUACCAGCUAUUGCUUUCAGAGCGAACGAGUCCUGAGAUAUUGAAUGCGCCUGAUUACUUCUUUCUAUUUCUACUGUCGCUAGAAUUGACAAAUUUCUGUCC
Molecule: messenger RNA, 4367 nt
Organism: Exophiala oligosperma
Lineage: Eukaryota; Fungi; Ascomycota; Eurotiomycetes; Chaetothyriales; Herpotrichiellaceae
Exons: 2
Coding region: 343-3687 (1114 amino acids)
Molecular function (GO): protein binding
Source: RefSeq, a predicted model, not a curated record